Molecule: messenger RNA, 561 nt
Organism: Pipistrellus nathusii (Nathusius's pipistrelle)
Lineage: Eukaryota; Metazoa; Chordata; Mammalia; Chiroptera; Vespertilionidae
Source: the annotation of a GenBank genome assembly
AUGACCGACCACCUGAUGCUCGCCGAAGGUUACCGCCUGGCGCAGCGCCCGCCGCCCGCGGCGCCCGCACACGGCCCCCAGGCGCUCCGGACGCUGCAGCCCUACGCGGGCCCGGGCUUGGACAGCGGGUUGCGGCCGCGGGGGUCUCCGCUGGGCCCGCCGCCGCCACUCCAACCCGGGGCCCUGGCGUACGGGGCCUUCGGGCCGCCGCCUGCCUUUCAGCCCUUCGCGGCGGGGCCGCCGCCGACCGCGGGUAGCAGCGCGCACCUGCAGCCCGUGGCGACCGCGUACCCCGGCCGCGCGCCCGCGCCCUCCGGCGCUCCGGGAUGUCCCCCGGGCCUGCAGCCCGCGCCGGGGUCCCCGGCCCCGCCGCCGCCGCCCGUGCACGCCCUGGGCGGCAUGGACGCCGAACUCAUCGACGAGGAGGCGCUGACGUCGCUGGAGCUCGAACUCGGACUGCACCGCGUGCGCGAGCUGCCCGAGCUCUUCCUGGGCCAGAGCGAGUUCGACUGCUUCUCGGACUUGGGGUCCGGGCCCCCCGCCGGCUCUGUGAGCUGCUGA